AUGGAAGAUGAAGGAGAAGAGGAAGAAGAGGAAGAAGAAGAAGAAGAAGAAGAAGAAGAAGAAGAAGAAAGAGGUCAGGAGGUAACAAUCGGUCGUCAAAUCAACAUUUGUCGUCGGAUAAUCGGCAAAUACUGA
Molecule: messenger RNA, 135 nt
Organism: Brugia malayi
Lineage: Eukaryota; Metazoa; Nematoda; Chromadorea; Rhabditida; Onchocercidae
Exons: 1
Coding region: 1-135 (44 amino acids)
Source: RefSeq, a predicted model, not a curated record